Messenger RNA from Rhododendron vialii, 1014 nucleotides. Its product is annotated as outer envelope pore protein 16-2, chloroplastic-like. The coding region runs from base 297 to 833 and encodes 178 amino acids. The record is from RefSeq and is a predicted model, not a curated record. Lineage: Eukaryota; Viridiplantae; Streptophyta; Magnoliopsida; Ericales; Ericaceae. Gene Ontology annotation, molecular function: amino acid transmembrane transporter activity. The transcript is spliced from 7 exons. Gene Ontology annotation, cellular component: chloroplast outer membrane.
GAGAGAGAGAGAGAGAUAGAGGGGACAGCUCUAGAAAGUCGCCACGAAACCAGAAUUCUAGUUUAGUCACGUAAGCACACUGCUUCCCUUCCACGUGUCCCGCUCUCCAUCUCCUUCCACUACAUUCUUCUUCAUUCAUAAUAACUAACUGCACUCCCUAGAUCCUAUUCUCAUUCUCUCUCUCUCUCUCUCUCUCUCUCUCUAGCCUUGCAUUGGAACUACCGCCAUUGCUGUUUGCGGUUCUCUCACUCCAGGGAAAAAAAGAAGAAAUUUGAAACCGAAGAAGAGAGGAAGAGAUGAGCUCUCUUAACAACCAUAUGGAGACAAGGACACUGUUGGAUGAGCUUCGUAGCUUCGACAAGGGGGGACUCUUCGACUUCGGCCACCCUCUCCUCAACCGCAUCGCCGAAAGCUUCGUCAAAGCAGCCGGAAUAGGAGCAAUCCAGGCAGUGUCGCGAGAGGCUUAUUUCACUCUAGUUGAAGGUACAGGGGUGGAUGGCAGUGUACGGUCGGAGAUUUCAAAUGGAAAGAAGUCUCGAUUCCCUGACCUCAGAGGGGAAACCAGCAGCAAGUCUCUUGAAGCAUUGGUGAAGAAUACCGGAAAAGAAUCUCUGCAGUGGGGAUUGGCUGCUGGAAUGUACUCUGGUCUCACCUAUGGGCUAACAGAGGCUCGUGGAACUCAUGAUUGGAAAAAUAGUGCAGUAGCAGGAGCAAUCACAGGGAUGGCACUAGCACUUACAACAGAUGAUUCUUCCCAUGAGCAGAUGGUGCAAAGUGCUAUUACUGGCGCAGCCAUCUCCACUACUGCCCACCUCCUUGCUGGGAUAUUCUAAGUUUGGCACUCUAGGAAUGUAGUUGCUUUCCUGUUUCUUUUAACAGCAUCUCUGGUUUAUUUAAGAGAUUGGACUUGGUAUUUUGUUGCGACUUUUGCCGUGGUCGGCUAAUCAUUUGGAUGUUGACUUGGAUCAAAGUAUCUGGUUAUAAAUGUGGCACGCCACCUAAUGCCGUUUCCUC